Dermacentor silvarum is the source of this 2229-nucleotide messenger RNA. RefSeq lists its product as uncharacterized. The record is from RefSeq and is a predicted model, not a curated record. Gene Ontology annotation, molecular function: metalloendopeptidase activity. The coding region runs from base 1 to 2229 and encodes 742 amino acids. Gene Ontology annotation, biological process: protein processing. NCBI's taxonomy places the organism in Eukaryota, Metazoa, Arthropoda, Arachnida, Ixodida, Ixodidae. The transcript is spliced from 6 exons. Gene Ontology annotation, cellular component: plasma membrane.
AUGGAUCUGCAGCAACUACGCAGGAAGUCCAAGGCGUUUCAAACGCAGCCCACCCGAAGUCAUUCGGAAGUCAAGAGCAAGCGUCCGGAGGGUUCCCAGCACCACAAAGGGCGGCGCAAGAGCUCGGUGGCACCCAAGCCAGCCCCGUGCCCAGCUCCACCGGACCCCGCGGCCAUCGUGGCCCAAACCCGGGCCACUGCGAACCGACUGGUCGCUGCCGCAGCCGGGAAAGAUGUCGGGUCACCGACACAUCCCGGCGCGCAUUCCGGCGGAGUUCUCAGCCCAUCCUCCCUUCACGAAUCCCGCCUGCGUGGCUUGGCCGUCGCCGCGGUCGCCUUGACAGUCGUGCUCGCGACCGUCAGCCUGUUAACGCUAGCCCUUUGGCGGCGAAGCGCCAAGACGUCGUCGUCGGCGCCCUGUGACACCCGGGGUUGCCAGGCGUUUGCCGAGGCCUACGGGAAGCGCAUGCGGCGCGACGUGCCGCCCUGCAGCGACUUCGCCGAGUUCGUUUGCGGAGCUUACGCCAGGAAGGACGAGUCCGUCCGGUGGAAGGCUUACGAGGCGUUCCGCAGCGACCUGGUGCUCCCUGCGCACAACGACUCCCUCCUGUCGUACAAGUCGCAGAACACCCGCCAGAAGGCGUGGGUCUUCUACAGGAACUGCGAAGACGUGGUCACGGGGGAUGCCGACAACACCAAGACCGUGCUCGGCAUGAUGAAGGAAGCGAGGCUCGACUGGCCUGCGAGGAACGCUCUCCCGGAUGCCGUGUACAGCAUUCUGUACUUGCAGGCCAAACUGGCCUGGCCGACUCCGCUCGAAUACUCGAUCAAGGAGCUCGACAUCGGCAACGUCCACGUCACCUUCUCACCUUCGGCUGACGUGGAGAAAUACGCGCGCGACCGAAGACGGAGAAUGGACAAGAGGAAGGACCACGCCGACUUCUUCAACGCCCUGGUGCAAGCCUUCGGCAACGAAACGGGGGUCGCCGUCGACGACGACUUCGAAGGGACGAUGCUGUUGGAAAAGGAGCACAUGGAGGCCAUCAGCGGCUCACCCGGCGCUGCCUCGGGCCAGGCGGGAACCGUGAUGUCGGACUCCGGUGGCGGCUUGGCAAAGCGCUGGCACCGCUCUCUCGCAGAGGUGUUUUCCGAGCGACUCUUUUCGGAGAACACGAAGGUCACCUUUGUGGCCACCGACCAAAGGUGGUUCGAGCGCCUGCUCAAGCAUAUCGUGUCCAACGAGUCCAACGCGGUGCUCAUGCUGGGAUGGCGCGCCGCCCAGGAGGCGUCCCAGUACGGUAACCGCGAGCUCGCCCUCAGCUACUACCGCACCGAGCAGCAUCCCCUGGAGAGUUACAUGGUGCACUGCUUCGACCUCUUCUCGGAUCUCAUGGGCCUGGCUUCAAUCAAAGACUACGUGGCCGCGCACUUCACCAAGGAAAUCCGCGAUGACGUGACCCACAUCGCUCAGAUGAUCCGGCGCAUCUUCUUCGAGAAGCUCACCGACAGUGUCUACGAUUGGAAGAACCUGUCGGUGCUCUAUAGCCUGCUGGACAGCUCGCAGUCGCCGUCGCUGAACGAGCAGUUUGUCCUCCUGCCAACCUUGAGCAACAGCUUCCCGGAAAAUCUGCGCCAGAUCAAGGUACUCUUGCGGGACAAGCCGGACCUCGCCGCCGCCAUCUAUGCCCACCACCUGUCCGCGGAGCUGUACAGCAAGAAGACCUACUACUUCCGCGAGCACAAGGACCAUUCCGUGGCCUACGCGAUGCUGCCGCUGGUGCUCAACUUUCCCUACUACGAGCCAGACACCCCGCUGGCAAUCAGGUACGGUACCCUGGGCACGUCUUUGGGAUCACUCACAGCCGAAGUCUUCUUCGCCGAGGCCCAGAAGACAGCCACUCCACCGGCGAUCCCCGCCUUCCUAGAGUGCGCGGCCCACAACGGCGGGAGAGAGCUCGCGGUUCCCAUGGCCGGCAUCAGCAUGGCGUACAAGGUGUUUAUGGAGAAAAUGCGAGAAGCGUCCGGCACCGAGAAGCAACUGCACCUGGCCGGCCUGGAGCACUUGAGCCCGGGACAGUUGUUCUUCUUCGCCACCGUUUACCAACACUGCGGCUCUGCCGAAUUGAGCAUGGGCAACAAGAUGCUCCGGCUGAUCAGUGGCUUCAGCGAGGCCUACGCUUGCGCCAAGGCGAGUCCGAUGCGAGCAGCGAAGUUCUGCAACCAGCUAUAG